AUGAGAUACAUGCGCGAAAUAUUCUAUGCUCAGCCACUUCGUCGAUUUGUGCAGGGGUUCUGUUUGCACCAAAAGCACGUUGAGCUCUGGGUUGUCGAUCGAGCAGGUGCAUAUAGCUCGACAGAGAUUGAAGUGAUCAAAAGUCAGGAAGCGCUUGUCCGGGCGCUAUCUUCUUACAUGCUCAUGAGUGACGAUGAGCUUGGGCUAGAUCCAAUAAUUAGAUAUGAUGAAGAAGAUCGUUGUUUCGUCAAGAUUCCAAAGGGUAGAAAGAAACAAAGAACAAAUGAGAUCUCACCUCAGCCAGUACGUCGAUCGGAGGCGAUAAGCUCGCGAGGAAACACGUGCUUCAAGACGAGAGACAACAAGUAUUUGAUCAAGUUUUCUUGGGGCUCUGGUGCCAAACGAAGUGAGCACGAAUACCUGGAGCUUGCAAAAAAGCUACCGGGAGUCAUUCAUCUGAAGAGGUCAAAAAGUCUCUACGAGGUUGAGACCCACCGAAAGGGCAUAGAUUUUUCGACUGGAUAUAAGUGGGAAAUGAACUCAGAGGAAGCACAUCUCUCCCAUGGCAAAACAAUGGAUCCAAAGGUGGAAGAUUACUACAUGAAACGUGAACUUACCUUUGCCAAACUCUCACCAUUCGGACGCCCACUCAACUCAUGCUCAACGGUGAGGGAGUUUGGCGUGACAAAAGGGCUACUUAUUGAUCUGGACAUGUCAACUCUCCUCCAGGAUAGUCGGGACAAUGAUGAAGCGAAAGUCAUCACUGGUACCACAAAGUUAAUGGCUCUGGGACUCUUGGCAGGUAUCAAGAACAAGGAUUUUAGUGUUCAACAAACGUAUCGUCAUGAUCUUGAGUCCUUUUUUUACGUUCUACUGGUCGGAUGCAUGAGCUAUUUCGAGUGUCUUAAGGAUCUGGCACGUACGAUACGUAAAAUCCUAUUUGGACAGCCAACAUUGUCGGGAGAGAGGUUCAUGGAAUAUGGCACACCGGAAAACUCUGAUCUACUGUAUGAUCCUAUUAUAGCCGCCCUUAACGAUUCCAUUCUGAAACUUGAAGGCAAGAAAUAUUCUAGAUUCACGCCGAACGAGUGUCCACUAUUUAUCUAUAGUCGCUGA
Molecule: messenger RNA, 1116 nt
Organism: Blumeria graminis f. sp. triticale
Lineage: Eukaryota; Fungi; Ascomycota; Leotiomycetes; Helotiales; Erysiphaceae
Source: the annotation of a GenBank genome assembly